GUUGUUACCGGCAUUAUGCUUGAUGCUCUGACGAUGGCAUUGUCACAUUAUUUACAAAAUUAUGCCUGUCACACGAAACCACCACAGGAGGUUCUUGACUUGUAUUGAAAAAACGUAUGCAAUGAAACUGAAUACGAGCUCUAGAAUAAUUGAUAGCAAAAGUGUCUUGGACGCUUACAUCGAACGAACAGAGAUUGAAGAGCAAAGGACGAGACACAACUGAGAGAAAGAUGUUUAUGACGAUUACGCGUUACAUUGGUUAUAUAUAGCACUUGUCAUUUACUGUUGUAAACUGAUCCUAUUCAAUAGUUACCACAUACAGGCGAUUGGGCAAUCGUGCUUUCUGCGAACCUGUGCAAAACUUCCGCACAGAAUUAGUUAUUUCACUACUGAAAUGGGCGUUUCUAUGUCUUGGGCCUGUACGUUUGGAGUAACUAUCAUUUAUCUUGGUUUCGUCGGCCUAACGGAAGGUUCCUUGGUUGCGAAUGGCGUGAACGUUUGCUCAAGAUCCCAUAGUUUCAUACAGACGUACCAGCAAUCCUUUCAAAUGAGCUGGAAGAAAAAGUCAUCCACUGGCUGUGGAUGGUUUGGCUGGAAAAGAUGCACGGUGUACAGAACGUUAUAUGGGGUGUCUUAUAGAACACUUACUCGCCAAGCUUUUAAACCUGUAUAUUUCUGUUGUCUUGGUUGGAAACAGGAAGGGAAUGGUUGUCCAGUUGCCAUCUGUAAGGAUCCUUGUGUUAAUGGGACUUGCACUCAGCCGGACUCAUGUUCAUGUAAUGCAGGUUAUCAUGGACUACUUUGUGAUAGAGAGUGCCCUUCUCACAAGUGGGGUCCUCACUGCCGACAUGAAUGUAAGUGCAGGAAUGGAGCCAAAUGUGAUUCACACACAGGUCAGUGUGCCUGCACUCCUGGUUGGAAGGGUCAGCAGUGUGAGCAGUCAUGUGACCAAGGUUUCUAUGGUGAUAAAUGUCAGCAGAAAUGUGAUUGUUUGAAUGGUGGAACUUGUGAACCUGUCACAGGAGAUUGUACUUGUGCAGCAGGCUUCCAAGGUACAAGAUGUAAUCUUCAUUGCAAUGAAGGAUGGUAUGGAAAAAAUUGUGCACAAAAGUGCACCUGUCUCAAUGGAGGUAGAUGUGAUCACAUUACUGGCAAGUGUAACUGUACUGCUGGAUGGCAGGGUGAUUUGUGUGGUUCAAAAUGCCCAAAUGGUAAAUAUGGAUAUAAUUGUUCCCUAACGUGCAUUAACUGUUUGAAUGGUGCAGUCUGUGAUCAUGUGAAUGGAAGUUGUACUUGUGCUCCGGGAUAUCAAGGACAUAGAUGUGGAGAUAUGUGUCCUUCUGGAAGUUAUGGAAGUUUCUGUGCAGAAGAGUGUCGCUGUAAGAAUGGCACUUGCUCUCCUGUGGAUGGUUCAUGUAAUUGCACAGUGGGGUACACAGGGGUAUACUGUGACCAGCCAUGCUCUGCAGGCUCAGCGGGUCAGGACUGUAUCAAGCACUGUAACUGUACAAUACAUGGAACCUGUAAUCCAUUCACUGGGAUAUGUCAAUGUCAACCUGGUUUUCAAGGGGCACACUGUGAAAACGAGUGUAGUCCAGGAUUUUUUGGACCUCAGUGUAAAGGGAAAUGCCAAUGUCUUAACAAUGCAACUUGUGACAAAAAAGAUGGCACCUGUGAUUGUCUGCCAGGAUGGAUAGGUGUCCGCUGUGACAACCCAUGCCCAGCUGGUUACUAUGGCAAGAACUGUCAAUCAAAAUGUGGGUGUCAAAACGGAGGGUCAUGUGACUCAGUGGAUGGCAAGUGUACUUGUGUGAAUGAAUGGCAAGGGGAAAGUUGUGAUAUCUUGUGCGGAAACUGGACCUUUGGUGUCAAUUGUAAAAAUUCAUGUCUUUGCAAUCAAACACAAACUGAAAGAUGUCACAGGAUUAAUGGCAAGUGUUUAUGUAAGAAUGGGUUCACUGGCCUCUAUUGUAGUGAGCAGAUAAAGUGUAGUGUUGGAUAUUAUGGUAACAAAUGCGACAAGAAGUGCAACUGUAACCGUAAUGCUUCAUGUGAUAUCAUUACUGGCUCCUGUGAUUGUCCUGCGGGUUUCAUGCUGCCAAACUGCUAUAAAGAAUGUCCAUUAGGAAGCUUUGGAAUCAACUGUCGGGAAACUUGUAAAUGUCAGAAUGGUGCUUCAUGUAAUCCAGUGGAUGGUACCUGCGGCUGCAUGGCUGGUUGGCAGGGCACCUUUUGUGAGCAAGGCUGUCCUGAUGGAUGGUACGGUCCAGGGUGUAACAGCAGCUGUGACUGUUUACACGACUCGUCAUGUCAUCAUGUCACUGGAAAAUGUACCUGCAAUGCAGGAUGGAAGGGAGUCAAAUGUAACCAAUCAUGUGACAGUGGAUUUUAUGGACUUGGCUGCCAGUCAAUGUGCCAGUGCUAUGAAGGCAAUACUAUAUCAUGUGACCCUAUCGAUGGACGUUGCUUCUGUGAGCCUGGAUGGUCUGGGAAAGAGUGCACGCUAUUUUGUCCUAGAGGAAAGUUUGGUGCAAAUUGUUUACAAGACUGCAAGUGCGUGAAGGAGUCCACAGAGAAUUGUGAUCACGUGACUGGAGCAUGCACCUGUCUGGAGGGUUGGACAGGAGAUAUAUGUGAUAAAACUUGUUCGGCAGGUUACUAUGGUUACAAGUGCAAGAAAGAAUGUGAAUGCAGAAUGCCUAAUAUGGACAAAGAAUGUGAUUAUAGGAACGGAGAGUGUUAUUGUGAACCAGGAUUUACCAGUCAGUACUGCAAUCAAACCUGUCCUGAAGGUUACUACGGAUUUAAUUGCGAGGACAAAUGUCUUUGCGAGAAUAAUUCGACUUGCAAUAACGAAGUUGGUUAUUGUCACUGUUUGACGGGAUUUCAAGGAAAGUUCUGUGAAGAAGUUGUUCCCACGGAGAGCACUGUUGUCCCCAGUCCUGGUUUUAAAAACUCUUCCGGCUCUGGCCGGUCGACUGGCGAUGAUUCUCCCUCUGUUGUGACGCCUGUGGUUAUCGCUGUAGGGGUUGCCAUGGUAGCAAUUAUUCUUAUCAUCGUAUUGGUUUAUUUGAGAAGGAAGCACGUGUUGAUAUCCAGAACAGGAAAAGGUUUGUCCAUGAAGAAAUUAAUAAGAUCUCCCAAAAGUUCAAAAAACGUGGAUGGAGUUGACGACGAAGAGAAUCAGGCGGAAGAUCAUGUGUCAUUAAACCCCAUAUAUGGUCAUAUGUCGAACCCAGAUUCCAUUCCUUCGGAUGUGGUUCAAUCCUCAGAAGACAGAGCGAAAUCGAUGACAAUAAAAUCUGUCAAUAACCCCAACUAUGAAAGUACCUUAACGUUAACAGCAGAGUAUGACAAAAGAGCCAGUAAUCCAAUCUACCAGACAGCCACAGAACUUGAACGGGACAAUCCUUUAUACGAUACAAGUGCUGAUAUCAACCCGCUCUAUGAAGCAGGCCCGUCGGGAAGUGUCAACGGAGGGUCUGGGAGCUUGGCCGAUACGAACCCCCUGUACCAGUCCGCUAUCUCGUACCGCAGUCAGUGCGAUUUUAAUCCACUGUACGAGGGUUCAUCUGAUGUGAGCCCGCUGAGUGAAGUUGCAGUGUCAGCAGCCGAAAAAAAGCAUAGUAAAGCGCGCCGCCGAGCUGAUUCACGAACGAAAAAAGAGGAUAAAGUUCCAAUCAUGGACAACGCGUCAUCCUGUUGGCUAAAGGACGAAGAAGAUGGACUGGGAGUUAGUAACAGAGGUGUUGAUGUGACUUUUAACGAACUGUACGGUGGCGUCGAACAGAGUUCAUCCUCCCCCAUCGGAACUGAAGCCAACGUUCCACCUCUCCCCCCACGGCAACAUGCCAAGCGAUUGUGAUACGUGUGGUCGAUAGGCGAGAAUUGUUAUAAAGAUAAAUAGUAAAAUGUAGAGAAAUGCAGGGAAGUCAGAGGUACGAAGAUUUAAAGGACCUGUUGCACCUGAAGUGACUUUAAAACGUGUAAUUUUUUUCCAUGUUAUCCAUAUUUUAUCCAGUAAACAAGUAGUGAAAAUACUCAGUGUUAUCAUAACCUAACACCGAGUUCUCGUAACUAAUUUACGAGGAAAUGUUUAGCAGCUAAAAGGGAGAAUUUACAAUCAGAUUUUGGGAGUUAAGGGUUAAUUGUUAUUUUGUGUCACCCAAACGUUCCGCAUGACGUAUUUUUAUCAAAAGCGCUUCCUUUUCAUACAUCCGUUGGAAAUUUUAUUACAGAGCUGCCGCUAUACAAAUUUUAGAAUUUUAUGUUGAAAAUACAAAUGUUUGCUGAUCUCUUGUUACAGCAAGUCUAAUCAUAGUUAGUAGAGGGGACCAGUCUCCCUCCAUUAACUAUGGUCUAAUAGGCUGCAGGGACUUAUUUCUUUACAUCAAAAUAUCUUUACCGCUUUUCUCGAGAUACAAAUCAGACAAAAAUCUUAUGUUUGUCACUCAAACGGUUGAAUUUAUUUAAUAUCAGAAUUGAAAGGACUGAAAAUAUGUCUAAAAACAAAUUUAAACUUUUUAUUGAAAUAACAUUAAAGCAUUUUAUACCUUUUA
Molecule: messenger RNA, 4559 nt
Organism: Pocillopora damicornis (cauliflower coral)
Lineage: Eukaryota; Metazoa; Cnidaria; Anthozoa; Scleractinia; Pocilloporidae
Molecular function (GO): scavenger receptor activity; protein binding
Source: RefSeq, a predicted model, not a curated record